GCCAUAGUUGAAGGGGCUUCUAUCUCUUAAUAUGAAAAGUGAUGACACGCGCAUGCCUUGUAAGGCAGGCAAGAAGCGCUCGCGUGGGGACACACUUCAGCGACCGCUCUCCUCGGCGGAGGCUGGUUCUAGUCUCAAAGAAAUGCAGCCAGCUGAUCAAGAAAUUAGUACUUCGACAACUGCCCCUCAAAAAUCUACUGCCCGCCAUCGCGAUCCUAUCUAUCGCAUUAUGCAUGCCCUUCCGCGCUCAGACAUUUUAGAGAUAAUUAAAUGCAAGUUUGGCCGAGAACAGUGUGAGCGGGCCGCGGCCUACUUCAAGGAGUCUUACAUGCAGAACCCUCUGCGUCGUCUGAGACUGCAAAUUGGUUGUGAUGGACCAACAGGACUGAACCUUUUUUUCCCCAUGUUAUCGGCUCACCGCCACACCCUGCGGACUUUAGAUCUGUCCCGAAAUAAACUGACAUACGCUGAUAUCGUCAUGUUGUGUGAAUUACUUGGUCUCUCAGCAAUGUCAUCCCCUCUUUCACAAUCACUUCCAUCUGCAACUAGCCUUCUGAGUUCAUCUGCAAGUACAGAUGUAUGUGCAUGCGAUGAAGGGCAGCACCUGGGACACGCAAAAACCUCUGCUCUGGAGCUUAUAAAUUUUAGCUAUAAUGUUAACAUAGGAAACGAUGGGGCUGUCUACUUGAUGCAGUGCCUUUCACAUAAUUCAACUAUACGUGCAGUCCAGCUUAAACAUGUAGGUAUUGAUGAUACUGGGGCCUGUUCGCUAGCUCCCCUUUUGCGCGCUCGACCGCCGCCGCAGGGCCUUUAUUCACAUACAACGUCACCUGCCACACCACAGUGCACUGCAGCGUGGAGCUUCGAUCCAUCUCGCAUCCCUGGCUUCUUUUUAGACUUGAAUGAGAAUUGUAUCGGGCCAGUGGGAACGUGCCAACUGCGUCAGAGGCUCCCAAGCUACGUCUCGCUAUCACUAUGCAAGCAGCGUGUUAAUCCUGCUGGGUAA
Phytomonas sp. EM1 is the source of this 1006-nucleotide messenger RNA. NCBI's taxonomy places the organism in Eukaryota, Euglenozoa, Kinetoplastea, Trypanosomatida, Trypanosomatidae. The record is from the annotation of a GenBank genome assembly.